This is a messenger RNA of Bombina bombina (fire-bellied toad), 2916 nucleotides long. RefSeq names its product ephrin A2 (gene EFNA2). The coding region runs from base 545 to 1141 and encodes 198 amino acids. Gene Ontology annotation, cellular component: plasma membrane. NCBI's taxonomy places the organism in Eukaryota, Metazoa, Chordata, Amphibia, Anura, Bombinatoridae. The record is from RefSeq and is a predicted model, not a curated record. Gene Ontology annotation, biological process: axon guidance; osteoclast differentiation; ephrin receptor signaling pathway. Gene Ontology annotation, molecular function: ephrin receptor binding. The transcript is spliced from 4 exons.
UGUGUGGCUGGAGUGAGGACAGAGGGAUUUGGCAACAGCAUUUGUGGGGCUUGCUAUCAGUGGCAGAAUUAUCCCUAUUAGUGUAUAAAGUAUUGGAGCAACGUUAUCCUUGAUACCUGUUGUGUGACCACUGUAACUGAGGAGGAGUUAGUUCCCAGGCCCCCAGGAUGUCCUGACUGGUCCCUCACCCUGGGCUCAGGAGUUAAUGCCUCCUGUGCUCUAGACCAUGAAAGCGGAGAGAGAGACUGAGCUGAGCUGGAGCCUGCUCCUUGUAUCUGGGCUGAGAGGUACCCUUCAUUAUCCCAAAAGGGGGAGAAGCAGAUUCACAGUUGGGGAGCAAGACAGAUACCCCAUGGAAUGGAGCUGAAAGCUGCCCAGAAACUGGGCAAAGACUGAGUGAGAAAGUGACAGUCACAUUGGGACAGCUACUUAAUACUACUUGGUGCCUCAUCUGCUCUUCUUCAUAACAGUUAUCCAGGAUAGCAUUAUGGACAUGGGACCAGGGUGUCCUGUGUAAGUGGAGCACAAUUCUUGGACCCCGAGUAUGGGGCCCCUGGUCCCACUGCUUCUGGGGGCCCUGAUUUGGGUCUGUGUGUGGACGGAUGACCCCAGCAAAUUGAUAUCGGAUCGAUACGCCGUGUAUUGGAACAAGAGCAACCCUAGGUUUCACCAUGGUGACUAUACAGUGGAUGUGAGCAUCAACGAUUACCUGGACAUUUACUGCCCCCAUUACGAGGUUUCGCUUCCCUCGGACAGGAUGGAGCGUUACAUUCUGUACAUGGUAAAUUUUGAUGGCCAUGCCUCCUGUGACCAUCGGCAGAAGGGGUUUAAGCGCUGGGAGUGCAACAGGCCAGAUUCUCCUAAUGGACCAUUGAAGUUCUCUGAGAAGUUUCAGCUGUUUACUCCUUUCUCUCUGGGGUUUGAGUUUCGUCCUGGACAUGAAUAUUAUUAUAUCUCCUCAACUCCUCCCAACAUGGUGGAUAAACCCUGCCUCAGGCUGAAAGUUUAUGUACGUCCAACAAAUGAUUCUCUUUACGAAUCACCGGAGCCUAUCUUCACCAGCAAUAAUUCGGGCCUAAGCCUCAGGGUUUCUCACCCCAGCCUUGGUUUCCUUCUGUUUUGGACUAUAAUUGUAUUGUAGCUGAUGUCUGUUGCAUCAGUUUUGGCAAUGGGGGAGAACACAAGAGCAAGGAAGAGGGACUCCUUGAACCAAGAAGCAGGAGAAUGUAUUUCAGCGCACAAAGAUGUUGCAGCUUUUCGUCAUGUAAUCUGCUGCACUGAUGAAUUUGAAUUUUAAACCAACAUUAAUGAGGGCAAAUUUAUGCUGAUUGAAACAGGUGCCCACACUUGAAGGGGUACGCUGGAUUUUGGAUCUUCCCUGUAACUUGCUUUUUACAUUUCCAGACCAAAUGUAUAGUCUUUUUAUUUUGUAUUCUUAGUACUUUUUCCUGCACUUGCAUCAGUAGAUUGACAUCAUUGUAAACAAUUUGUUUGUUGGGUUUUUUUUUUUUUGCCACAUACGUAUUCCAGCUCACAGUGACUGUUUACAUCAGACGCCUUCAUCCAUGCUCCUGUGGUAAUCCAUCCAACUUUCUGUCCAAAGAUUUUGGAUUCAUCUUGGUGAACAUGUUGUGUGGUUGUGACCUGCAAAGAUAGAGGAACUUGAGAUCAGUAUUUAUGUUUCAUUGUCAAAUGUAGACACCAGAGAGGCUGGUUUGUUGUGGAUUUAUAGAACCUUCUUAUCGCUCGAGAAACACGUUAACCUCCACUGUCAGAUCCCUUUGUAACAUAUCAUUCCGCUAUCAUUUUGUUCUGUAGCUCAAACAACUAAUGCUAAAAAAGAAAAACACUUUCCACAUAGAAUUAGAUUAGUAUGCUCUUAAUCAAUAAACUGUUUUGUGAACGUUAUUGAUCAAGAGUUCACAGUAUUGCCUUCUCACCACAGAGCAUUCCUUCUUUGGAUCUCUAUAUAAGUUUGCGUAGAUAUUGACAUCAGUAUUGUAAUUUAAGAUGCAUAUUGCAUUCUAGCUUUCUUUUCAAUGGGUGUUUUAUUCACCGAGUCAAACGUCUCUUUACAAAGCAAUUACCCAUUGUUACAGAGAGUUUCCUACACAUUUUGUAAACCAUUUCCAUGUCAGUGAAAAUAGCUGUAAAUGGAGAGCACUGACAAUAUGGUGCCUGCAUUAUUAUACCUAAAUAUAUAAUUUCCUUUUUUUCCCCCUUCAAUAUAAAGAUUUUAACACAAUAUUUUUUCCUUGUUUUUUGUGUAAGGUUUUCUCAAGAGCUUGAAAUGUUCAAUAACAUUGCCGUGGCUCUCUAACAAAACUUACUAGUGCCAAUCAAUUUGUAAUCUUUCUAAAAAUUACAAAGAUCUCCAAUGGUGCUGCAAAAAAAAAUAAAAAAAAUAUAUAAAAUAUAUAUAGAAAAAAAUAAGAGUACCUGCCACUGAAUGUACUUAAAAAAUUCAGCAAGGAAGUAGGAGCUGGAUAAUUAAUGUACUGGAUAUUCAGCAGUUUCCAAAAGAAGAACUUUGACUGUGUGAUAUGUGUCGUGUACAACGCCGCCAAUUCAAGGUGGUACCACGCUAACCAGGAUCUUUAACUUGCACAUCUACUUUCUGUGCUUGUUUGUCCAGUCUCUUUCACAUUUUUAAAAUAAAAGAUAGCGUUGUUUCAAAAGUGAGAAAUAACGGAUUAAACUGUCUGUUUUAUUAUUCAUAUGUGGUUUUUCCUAUCUCAUUGCUAAAUAUUUGUCUGCCUGCAAUAGGGGCAAGUCCCAGAUACUUCAUUCAUGUGUGUAAAUAGAGCCAGCAGGUAAACUGUGAUUUUCUAUGUAUUGCUGACAAUGAAUUUUAUGGAAGUUGUAUGAUUUAUAGACUAGGAAAGCAAAAACUUGCAAUAAAAUACAUUUUAUCCA